AUGUUCUGUGCUUUAUGUGGAAUGAGAAAGCAUCACUCGCAUAAAAUUGUCGAUUUGGAAGUUGGAGAGGUGAAGAAAUUGAUGAAUGCAACUUAUGAAGUGAUUACCCCGCAAAUUAAAGCUUAUGAUGUCUUUUUUCCCGAACUUCAAGCGGAUUUGAUUAAAAAAAUCCACAAUUUUCAAGCGAAAGCUCUUGAAAAAAUCGGCAAAAUUGAGGGGUUAAAUUAUGAUCCAGCAAAGUACGAGCUACGGGAUUGUUUAGCUAUUGGCGAGGAAUUUGAGGGGAUUUGUGAGAAAUAUUUGGGCGAUUUGCGAUCAUGUAACACUGGGAUUGAGAAGCUGCUCAGCAAAUUCGAGGAGGCAAAAGAAACUUCA
Molecule: messenger RNA, 375 nt
Organism: Mesorhabditis belari
Lineage: Eukaryota; Metazoa; Nematoda; Chromadorea; Rhabditida; Rhabditidae
Source: the annotation of a GenBank genome assembly